Molecule: messenger RNA, 1233 nt
Organism: Thalassophryne amazonica
Lineage: Eukaryota; Metazoa; Chordata; Actinopteri; Batrachoidiformes; Batrachoididae
Product: eukaryotic translation initiation factor 4E type 3-like
Exons: 7
Coding region: 96-779 (227 amino acids)
Biological process (GO): translational initiation
Cellular component (GO): eukaryotic translation initiation factor 4F complex
Molecular function (GO): translation initiation factor activity; RNA 7-methylguanosine cap binding
Source: RefSeq, a predicted model, not a curated record
UCGUCGGUCGUCAGGCGGAACAGCGUUCGAGUGUUGGUGUGUUUUUUUUUAAUAAUUAUCAGCGCCGUCAUUAAGAACUUUUGGCUCCUGUUGAAAUGUCGCUUCCCGCGGGUCAGUCGGAGUUACAGAGAGACAGAGGAGUUUUCAGCGGACAGACGGUUCCCUCUGACAACAGGAUUGACAUCGACGAGAAAGAGUUGGAAACCAUCACAAAGAAACACCGAGAGGACGACAGCGCGACGUUGCCGCUGCACUCCCCGUGGACCUUCUGGCUGGACAGAUCGUUACCAGGUACGACUGCUGCAGAAUGUGAAUCCAAUCUGAAGAAGAUCUACACAGUACAAACUGUACAGAUGUUCUGGAGUGUAUACAACAACAUUCCUGCAGUCACCAGCCUUCCUUUGAGAUGUAGCUAUCAUUUAAUGCGCGGAGAACGGAGGCCUCUGUGGGAGGAGGAAAGCAAUGCAAAAGGAGGCAUAUGGAAGAUGAAAAUACCAAAAGAAAGCACUUCUGCAGUUUGGAAAGAAUUGUUACUUGCUACUAUUGGGGAGCAAUUUGCAGAUUACUGUGCUUCAGACGACGAGGUUGUCGGCGUUAGUGUUAGCGUUCGAGAUCGGGAAGAUGUGGUACAAGUAUGGAAUACGGACGCCUCGCUUGCUAAUGAAGCAAAUAUUUUGGGAAAAGUCUAUGAGCUGCUCCCAUAUAUUUCUUUUAAAGCUGUUUUUUAUAAGUCUCACAUGGAUCACCACGCCUUUGAGGGAGGACGCUCAGGACAUUAGAUUGUAUUGCACUUUUAAAAAUUGGAACUCUGUAGAUCUGUGGAUGUAGCAGCCACAAGCUAGUCAAGGAAAUCAUAUUGGAGUCAGCAAAGCAAUGUUUUCACUAUUUUAUUAUAACUUUUCCUGACUGAUGUUUUUUUUUUUUUUUUGAGUCCUGAAAGUGUGAAAUGGGAGAAUGUAUGAGGCAUAAAUGUCACUGAUUUUGUUGUGGGUUUGAUUUUGCACUGUAUUGGACUGCACUGUCCCAGUCCUGUCCUCUGCACAGCCUCUUGGCCUCACUGGUUGUUUUAGCUGUCAAAGUAGCUAUUUCCUAAUUUGGUCUGUUGUUAGCUGUUGGAUAUAUAACAUAUUUCAUUUUGUGUUAUGUUUUAAAGUCUGCUUAUUGUGUGCCAAAGCACUUUGUAGCCAGUGAGAGCAUUUGCAUCCCACUGAAGAAGUACCGUGUCCACCUGUA